Molecule: messenger RNA, 2346 nt
Organism: Pomacea canaliculata
Lineage: Eukaryota; Metazoa; Mollusca; Gastropoda; Architaenioglossa; Ampullariidae
Product: zinc finger protein 596-like
Exons: 2
Coding region: 1-1755 (584 amino acids)
Biological process (GO): regulation of transcription by RNA polymerase II
Cellular component (GO): nucleus
Molecular function (GO): RNA polymerase II cis-regulatory region sequence-specific DNA binding; DNA-binding transcription activator activity, RNA polymerase II-specific
Source: RefSeq, a predicted model, not a curated record
AUGUGUGAUGGGCUGGAGUGUAAACUGGAGCUUAACUCUCCGGAUGCUAUUUAUUGUAUUAAAGCUGAGGAAGUUCCUGGUGAAGAACUUCAGCACAUAAAACCUGAGCAUGCUGCACACAUUGAGCAUUCAGAUUCUGGCACAACUUACAUAAAACCUGAGAUUGCUACGCAUAUUCAUCAAUCAAACUGGAAACAGGAUGGUGUAAAACUGGAGCUUAACUCUGAGGAUGCCAUUUAUUGUAUUAAAAGUGAGCCACUUCCUGGUGAAGAACUUCAGCACAUAAAACCUGAGAAUGCUGCACACAUUGAGCAUUCAGACUGUGGUCAUGAGAGUGCUGUGAAAGUGGAGUACCACUGUCAAGAUGUCACCUCUUUAAUUAAGACUGAGCAGGAUCCUGUGCAAUGUGCUAAGACAGAAGAGCAGCUUGUAUAUAAGCCAGAAGAACAAGAUCAUAGUUACAUACUGAAGACUGAGACAGGGUGGCCUGGUCAGCAUGCAAAGUGGCAGAAUGACAUUGAUGAGAAUUGUCAAGAAAUGAAUGCUGCUAGAUGCAUAACUCCUAAGGUGACAUAUAUAUUCACAGAAAGUCAACAGCAUCAGAUCCAUCCAACUGUUACUGAAGUCACCAUUGAUUCACAAAUAGAAAUCCAUAGUGAUGCUAAAUCAUAUCAGUGCCAAGUGUGCUUAUCUUCUUUCAGGUUUCCAACCCUACUCAAGAAACAUAUGGUGAUCCACUCUGAUUUUAAAGCUGACCAGCAUACUGCAUGUACAGCUGCAUUAGAAAGACUAGAUACUUUAAAACACAACCAGGUAACCAACAAUAAUAAGAUAUCUCAUCCAUCCACUUCUUUUAAAACUCCAUCAGAAAAAAAGCACAUGGUGACCCAAAAUGUUGAGAAAACUUACCAGUGUACUGUCUGUCAUAGAGCUUUUAAAAGAUUAGAUCAACUAAAACAGCACAAAGUGACCCACAGUAAUGCUAGACCUCACCAGUGCAGUGUAUGUAAUAGUGCUUUUAAGACUUCAAGUAAUUUAAAAAGACACAUGUUGACCCACAGAAAUGUUAGCCUUCACCAGUGCAGUAUGUGUAAUAGAGCUUUUAAGUGCUCAAGUGGUUUAGAAAAGCACAUGUUGAAGCACAUAAAUGUUAGACCUCACCAGUGCAGUAUAUGUAAUAGUGCUUUUAAGACUUCAACUUAUUUAAAAAGACACAUGUUGACCCACACUGGGAGACCUCACCAGUGCAGUAUGUGUAAUAGAGCUUUUAAGUGCUCAAGUGGUUUAGAAAAGCACAUGUUGAAGCACAGAAAUGUUAGACCUCACCAGUGCGGUAUAUGUAAUAGUGCUUUUAAGAAAUCAAGUCAUUUGAAAACACACAUGUUGACCCACACUGGGAGACCUCACCAGUGUAGUAUAUGUAAUAGUGCUUUUAAGACUUCAAGUCAGUUAAAAAGACACAUGUUGACCCACACCUGGAGACCUAUCCAGUGCAGUAUGUGUGAUAGAGCUUUUGAGCACUCAAGUGGUUUAGAAAGGCACAUGUUGAAGCACUUAAAUGUUAGACCUCACCAGUGCGGUAUAUGUAAUAGUGCUUUUAAGCACCCAUGUCGUUUAAAAAGACACAUGUUGACCCACAUUGCGAGACCUCACCGGUGCAGUAUGUGUAAUAGAGCUUUUGAGUGCUCAAGUGGUUUAGAAAGGCACAUGUUGAAGCACAGAAAUGUUAGUGCACCAGUGCAGUAUAUGCAAUAGUGCUUUCAAGUCAUUUGAAAACACACAUGUUGACCCACACUGAUGAGAGACCUCACCAGUGCAGUAUAUGUAAUAGUGCUUUUAAGUUUCCAUGUCAUUUAAAAAUACACAUGCUGAACCACACUGAUGAGAGAGACCUUACCAGUGCAGUAUAUGUAAUAGUGCUUUUAAGCUGUUAAGGGGUUUAGAAAAGCACAUGUUGACCCACAGAAAUGUUAGACCUUACCAGUGCUGUGUAUGUAGGAAAAUGUAUAGGGGGUCAUCUAAUUUACAAAGGCACAUGCUUACCCACAGUGAUGUGACCUCACCAGUGCCAUCUGUGUAGAGCUAGUUCCAAGAAGAGGGCACUAUUAAAUACAUGAUAAUUAACAGGGUUGUGAAAUCUCAUUAAUGCAGUAUAUGUGAACAACAACAUGGUAUGCUAUCGAUGAGAGAGCUUAUUUGUAACGUCAUGUUUUUUGUUUUUUUGUUUUUUGUUUUUUUUUUUACGUUCCCUGCCAAUUUAAAACAGUCCAGUGUUAUAUAAGGUUUUCUGUUAAUGACACAUACUGACAUCAACAUAUACUCCCUCUCUAACAGACAACUAUCUCG